AUGUCGACCAUUCUGCGUUCACUGCGCAAUUUGCGCCGAAUUGGCCUCAAGGAAGCCGGUCACCAGAUGCAGAACAUCGGUGAUACCAAAGCCGGAACCCUGAUCGGCACCGAUCGCUUCGGCAACAAGUACUACGAGAACGUGACGGAGGAGCUGCCUCUCCGCACACGAUGGGUCGACUACAAGACCGCUUUCCCUAACUGGGAGCCUUCCGAGAUUGAGCCUGGCUGGCAUGCCUGGAUCUCCUACAUGCCCGGUGGCCAGCGGCCAUGGGAGCUCCCCGAGCACCGCCCUAAUCUUACCCAGACCCGUGCUGCUUACCGUACCUACUCGACUACCCGUCCUAAGAUCUCUGCCUGGACUCCUGUUGCUGCUCCUCGCUAA
Messenger RNA from Penicillium taxi, 384 nucleotides. RefSeq names its product complex I NDUFA12 subunit family protein. Gene Ontology annotation, biological process: response to oxidative stress; mitochondrial respiratory chain complex I assembly. The transcript has 8 exons. Gene Ontology annotation, cellular component: membrane. The record is from RefSeq and is a predicted model, not a curated record. The coding region runs from base 1 to 384 and encodes 127 amino acids. Lineage: Eukaryota; Fungi; Ascomycota; Eurotiomycetes; Eurotiales; Aspergillaceae.